Messenger RNA from Cricetulus griseus (Chinese hamster), 1648 nucleotides. The record is from RefSeq and is a predicted model, not a curated record. Lineage: Eukaryota; Metazoa; Chordata; Mammalia; Rodentia; Cricetidae.
AGAAACAUGUCCUUCACCCCCAGUGUUCAUUGCCCAUGUUUCCAACUGUGUUUCUAUUUCUAUUUACUGUCCAAAGUCCCAGGGGGCAGGAGAUGACAGGUUAGAUGGACUUAGACACUCAGACACAGGGACCCAGCUCUCGUCUAGACCAACCCCCUCUUCCCUUCUCCUCUAGCACCACCUGUCCAGUUGCCCCAGGUUUAACCCCUCUUUCUCCUUGUGCGUGGGCUGCCUUCGGAAGCCAGAGUUGGUCCUCUAUACCUAUAGCAGGAGUUCGCAUCUCAGCACAAACCCAAGUUCCAGCUAAAAAAAAUCUCAACUCAGUCCCUGACCUAGCUCUGGCCCUGGGGGCCCACCAUGGAGAAGGAUUUUCAAGACAUUCAGCAUCUGGACUCUGAGGAAAACGACUAUCAGCCCAGUGGCGAUGAGGAACAAGGCACUCAUGGGCAGAGUCCUAGGACAGAAAAUCCAUUUUGGAAAGGGCAACCUCCUUCCCAGCCCUUUACACAGAGCCUUGGCUUCAGGCUCUACCUCAAUCUGCUGGCCCUGGCCUUCAAUGUCCUGCUGCUGGUGGUCAUCUGUGUGAUUUCAUCUCAAAGCAUGCAGCUGCAAAAGGAGUUUUUGACCCUGAAAGAAAGUUUCAGCAACUUCUCCUCCAGCACCCUGAUGGAGUUCGGGGCUCUGGAUUCCCACAGAGGUAGCAGAGAUGACACAUUGACAUCCUUGAGAGCCAAACUGGAGAAAAAGCAGCAGGACCUGAAAGCAGAUCACUCCACUUUGCUCCUGCACCUGAAGCACUUCCCACUGGACCUGCAAAUCCUUACCUGUCAGCUGGAAUUCCACCACAGCAAUGGCACAGAAUGCUGUCCUGUUAACUGGCUGAAGCAUGGGGGUAGCUGCUACUGGUUUUCUCGGGUUGGGCUGACCUGGGCUGAGGCUGCCGAGUACUGCCAGCUGGAGAAUGCCCACCUGCUGGUUAUCAACUCAUGGGACGAGCAGAAAUUCGUUGUGGAACACACGGGCUCAUUUCACACUUGGAUAGGUCUCACUGACAGAGAUGGCUCCUGGAAAUGGGUGGAUGGAACCGAAUACACAAGCAACUUCAAGAACUGGGGCUUCUCUCAGCCAGAUAACUGGCAGGGCCAUGAACAGGGCGGAAGUGAAGACUGUGCUGAAAUCUUGUCAGAUGGGCACUGGAAUGACAACUUCUGCCAGCAGGUGAACCGCUGGGCCUGUGAAAAGAGGCGCAAUAUCACCCACUAGGAGCCUGCUCUACGGUGCCUUCCUUAUCGUGCCAUCCCCCCACCUCCCAACCCCCUGCAUCACCGCAACUUCUUCACUGGGGAUGUUGAAGCAAAGAAGAGAAAAGAGUCUGCAGCUUGAGGAGGAGUUAUGGGAAAAUGGCAAGGGGGUGGCUUUAUUAUCUCACUCUCUGGGAAGGCUGACAAUCUGGCUCUCUCCACAACACUGCAAUUGUUAUAAAUUUCAGCCUUCAGAAUGUAGAAGGAAAAAAAAUUGAUACUUGAAAGUCAUGUGGCCUGGGUAUUUGGAACUGGGACAAAAGAGAGGGAGCUGGGAGGGUUUGGAGGAAGCCAGGUGUGUUCCUGAUGACCAUUCCGUGACACACUGAUGAUCAGAGAGGGAGGGA